UCAUUGUUGCAUUCUGUUGGUCUGAUGGCACGUGCUGCAUAUGUAGGUGCGCCCCAGCUCCCGCCGGCAGUAUCCACACGCGCGCAGACGAUGGCUCAGAUGCACACGCCACCACGACUGAGAGAAGAAUGAAUGAAACCAAACCGUCACACACCAACCAUCAACGAUGCAGUGGGUGGGCAUCUGCUGACCUGAAUCGUCUGGACUGUGGCCAGAGUCUCCCUCUCCAUCACGUUCCACUCGCCCAUCGGAUAGCUCCUCUUUGACCGCACGAUUCUGUCCGGCCCGGCCACCACCACACAGCUCGAGAAGGCACCGUCUGCUGUGUCCUUCUCGAGCACCUCAGCGGGCGCAAUCAGCAGCGUGUUGACAUCCGGCAGCCGCAUCAGGUUCCUGAACGGCGCGAGAGUGGGCGUGUUGGACAGAUCUGACGGGCCGACAGCGAUAACAGGGCCAACAGAGCCGUCGCCAAGCUCCUUGGCCAGCAGGAGGACAUUGCAGAAGGCGGGGUCAACGAGGAGGUCGUGAAGCAAAGCGACGCUGGCCGAAGGACCACAGAGCCGACGCACGGCAGUGUUGGGCAGCUCCUCGCCAAGCCGGAAUGCAUCGUCCUCAUUCAGGAGACCUUGAGAGGUGAGCCACCGAAUUGCACGCCGAUGAAUAACUUUGUGCCGCUUGAUGACAGCAUGCAUUGCGCCUCGGUCUGACGCCGUUCUUUCUUCCUUUCCC
Molecule: messenger RNA, 729 nt
Organism: Vitrella brassicaformis
Lineage: Eukaryota; Vitrellaceae
Source: the annotation of a GenBank genome assembly